Molecule: messenger RNA, 795 nt
Organism: Hydra vulgaris (swiftwater hydra)
Lineage: Eukaryota; Metazoa; Cnidaria; Hydrozoa; Anthoathecata; Hydridae
Source: RefSeq, a predicted model, not a curated record
UCGAAUCAAAACAAACUACACUCUGCAGUCGUUCUAACGAUAAAGACUUCUCGCUUAUAAUAAAUUUUAAAAAUGUACAGAGUAUUACUUAUAUCUGCUGUUGAAGGCAUUGAGGCUGUCGAACAAGUUAACAAUAUAUACAGGCAUUUAAGCUACAGAGGAAAUGAUAUAACACUUUUCGACAUAGCCCGUUUAAAGAUGGAUGACGAAUAUGUCCAUCACAUCGACACGUUUAAAUCCCAAGUAAUGGACGCGGCAGAUGCAAUUAUUUUGGUUACCGACGAGUUUUGCGCUUCUUUAGUUCAAGACGUCCAGUCGUUGUUCACAACGCACAAUAAAUCAAAGCGUUCAAGCAAUGUUUGGUACCACAACGGCGUUUGCUGCACAAUACUUGGCGGCUCAAUAAAAAACUCUGGUGUUGCGAAACAGUUGUGGGAAGUCUUUUCAAAUCAACAUAUUUUAGAUUUCACCGAUCUUUUUCCUUAUGGAAAAACAAAAACAUAUAAUCUAGACUACACCAAAGAAACAGCGCAACCUGCCGUUGUAUAGAUUGUUUGGUCAAUGACUGUAAAUAGUGGGAUAUGUUUUUAUGUACAUAGUGUAUGCAGUUUUUCUAAUUUCUUUCUUAGUAUCGAGAACUCAUUGAACUUAUCCUAAGACAGAAAGUUUUCUAAAAAUCGCAUUUCUUUAUUGGUUCUUGUAUGUUUAUUGUAUUCUUCAAACAUUUGAAGAACACGAUUUGUUUACUAUAGACACAAAGUGUUAACUAUUUUUUUCAAGUUUAAAUUCUAUUUA